Molecule: messenger RNA, 1871 nt
Organism: Acinonyx jubatus (cheetah)
Lineage: Eukaryota; Metazoa; Chordata; Mammalia; Carnivora; Felidae
Gene: OOSP1
Product: oocyte secreted protein 1
Exons: 3
Coding region: 469-792 (107 amino acids)
Source: RefSeq, a predicted model, not a curated record
GAUGGGUGUUACAGGAUAGUAGAGAGUUUUACGAAAAUAAACCUUAGUGCAUAAAAAUAACUCCAUAUAUGAUGACCGAGACUCUAAAGCGAAUGAACUAGAACCUCCUAUUGAUUUUUGAAUCCUAUCUAAAAGGCCUGCCUCCUUCACUGUACGAUUCUACCCCAAUAGCGAGUUACAUUCCAAUUUGUGUGUGAGUUUCCUGAGCACUUUUGUAGACCCACAAAAUGCACUGUUCCAGGGGGAAGAGUCAAAUGCACAUGGUGCUUUACCAUUGCUCAUGUUUUUGGAUAUUUGAAUAAAAAGUGUUAAGUUUUAGACAAUGAAAUAAAAAUGGCAUGUGGGUGCUGUUAAAGUUGGUGGUUAAUUAUUCGCACUUGAGUGUGCUCUGGUUAUUUUGGCAUCUAAAGCUGCCUCUCUUCCCAGUUUCCUGUUUCCUGAGUGGGAUUUGGUUUCUGGUGUGGGCUGAUGAAAACGUUCCUGGGGUUGAGAAGCCUCCUUCUCCUUUUUUGUAUGAUAUGGACUUGUGUUGGGGAUUGGUCAGCUGUGCAAGUAUACUGCACCAACUUUUGGUUCUAUGCCGAGAUUAAACCCAUGAUAUUUCACAAUAUGUAUAUGAACCCCGAUAAAACAUUAUUGGGAGACGACUGCCUUGUAACUCACACUUGGGGACCCUACCACAAUAUUUACUAUGAAUUUUUCUACCAUCCUUAUGACUGUGGCAUCAUAACCAAAGAGGAAUGGCUUUUACUUAAAACCCGAGUAUCUUACGGGUCCUCAACAGCCCCAUAAACCAGAGGUCAUUAAGUUUCUAUUCGUGGUAUGUCUAGAUUGAUUUCUCUGAUAGUCACAUUCGGGAUAGAGGAAAUUAAGGAAGGAGAUGCUAAAUACUUUUUGUUGUUGAUGUUGGGCUGUAGGUAUGAACUCUAAUAUGUUCCUCUUAGAUAAAAACUCAGACAGAGCAUGUCAGGAAGUUGACAGGGUUGAGAGGAGAAAAGCAUUUUCCAUGCAUUACAGGUUUGUCAGGCAGCCUCCAGAAAUAGUGAUACAUUACAAUUCAUGAAGUUUAGCCAAGUGCAAUCAUAAGAAGGGAGUAACACUAGGCAAGCAUCAGAAGACUUUUCAAAGUAAGUGUUUAAUGCUUUACCUGCCUCGAGCCCCAUUCACCAGAGAUCUUGGUGUGCCGUAUCUGGCACACUGACAGAUCAAUGACGCAAAUCACUGCUAAAAACAUAAUUGGGAUAUUGAGUUAAUUAAAAAUUUUAACAUCCAGUGAAACUAUACCAUAACAUUACUUAUUUGGUUUGCUAUUCCAAAUGAAAUGUGAAGAAAAGUAAUAGAACUUUGUCCGGUCUAGUUGAAUGUCAUAGAUUGGGUUCCACAGAAAGCAAAAUUUGGGAUGGGGCUUGGAGGAUAUUCAUUAAGAAGUGUAUAUUUUUAUGCGAGUGCCAUACUGUUCUGAUUACUAUAGUUUUGUAGUGGAGUUUGGGUUUCCUCUGAGGAAUUUGUUCCAUAAAUAGCUAUAAAUUCAUUGUGUCUAUGGGAGGAGGUGAGUUCAGGAUCUUCCUGUGUUGCCAUCUGGAACUGGAUGCAGUAUGGUUUGAAAUCAGGACACAUGAUGCCUCCAAGUUUAUUUUUCUCAGGAUUGCUUUGGUUAUUUUGGGUCUAAUACAAAUUUUAGGAUAGUUUUUCAGUUUUUGUGAAAAGUGCCUUUGAGUUUUUGAUAGGGAUUGCAUUGAAUCUGUGGAUGGCUUUGGGUUGUACAGACAUUUUAACAAUAUUAAUUUUUCUGAUCCACGUGUAUGGGAUAUCUUUCCAUUGUUUGUAUCCCCACACAAAAUAUCAAAGUAUUGUGGUAUUCAAGGUACAGA